CCCGCUGGCAUAUACUCACAUCCUAACACCUUCAAACUUUUGCAUUGCUAGUUUUUCUAUAGAAUCACCUUCUCCAAUCUCAACAAAACAGGAUUUGCUCCCUCUGGCUUAGAAUUCCCAGUUAUGACGGAUUCAGUAAUGUUGGAGCUGUCUUGUCUUGAGUCAACUAAGCCAGAAAAUAAGCUAAAAGUCGGUGAAACAGUUGAGCAUGAGCCGGCUCAAGCUAAUUCAGGCGAGCCAACAAGUUUUCUAAAUGAUGAAAGUACUACCAUCCAUUCGGUAGACAAAAUAAUAGAGCAAAGUUUGGGUGGUUUUGGUUGGGUACAGUUGGUUCAAGCGUUUCUAGUGGCUUUGUCAUCCUUAUUUGAUUCAUUACAAACAUUCAUCAGUAUCUUCACUGAUGCCGAUCCUAAAUGGCACUGCACCAAUAGUAACUCUUCAAUAUGCAACCCAAACUCAAACAUCUGCAACAUCCCCAAGUCUUCCUGGGCUUGGAAUGGGCACUCAUCAGAGACAACUGUGUCCGCAUGGGGAUUAGAGUGUUCUAGUUCAUUCAUGACGGGACUACCCGCAUCAUCAUACUUCAUGGGUAGUUUGUUAGGCGGGUUCGUUCUGGCUGUAUUUGCUGAUUCAUCGAUCGGUCGCAAGAAAUUGUUAUUCCUAUCAUGUUUGGCAAUGUCUUUUACAUCUGCUAUCACCGUGUUUUCGACGAAUAUUUGGGUUUAUUCGGCUUUGAGAUUUGUCUGUGGCAUUUGUCGCGUGCCGAUCGGAACAUGUAAUCUAGUAUUGCUAACGGAGAAGGUAGGGAAGGAAUGGCGUGGAAGAGUUGGGGUCAUGGAAGAGCUGUUUUUCACUUUAGGGUACUUGUCCUUACCUGGUAUUGCGUAUUUAACCAAAGGUUCUUCGUGGAAAUCACUUUAUUUGGCCACUUCAAUCCCAACAUUUUGUUACUGUUUGGUACUUUUAUUUUUUGUUAGUGAGUCUCCUAGGUGGCUUCUUACGCAAGGACGUCAUGAAGAAGCAAUUGUUGUACUCAAAACCAUUUCGUCUUCCACAAAAAGUAAUCCAGCACUACUAAGCCAGCUCAGCAAAUUAGAUAAGCCUCUUGAGGGAGAAACUUCAAAACCUAAUCAUUGGUCAAUGAUCAAGAAAUUGUUCAAGAAAAAAUGGGCAUUGCAACGGAUGGUGGGUUUAUUAGUGCCUGGAUUUUGUAUCGGUCUGGGGUACUUUGGUAUGGCAUUAGGAGUUGGAAACUUAGAUAUGAAUCUCUACUUGAGUGUUACACUAAAUGCCCUAUUGGAGAUACCUUCAUGUGUUAUGACUUUCUUGAUGAUUGAAAAGUGGAGCAGGAAAGGUUCGCUAAUCACACUUUGUGUACUUGGUGGGAUUUUUGGUAUAAUGACUCCAUUUGCAAGAAUUGGAGGAAUAGUGAUUGGAUUGGAAUUGGCAGCAUUUUUCUGUGCAUGUACUGCAUACAAUGUAAUUAUGAUAUACACAGUGGAAUUGUUCCCAACUUGUGUGAGGAACUUUGUUACAACAGCUGUAAGACAGACCUUGAUGUUUGGUGCGGUGUUUGGUCCAGUAAUUGUUUCCUCCUGGAGGAAUAAUGAGUUGCUGUCUUAUAGAGUGUUUGGUGCUCUGUUGUUGGUUUCUGGGUUCUUUAUGGUGAGACUGCCAGAGACAAGAGGUGUGGCCCUUUCUGAUACAAUUGAUGAGCAGGAGCAAAAAGACAAUAAUACGAUGCCGGUUUGAAGCUUCAGAGAUCCUUCGUUAGUUGCAGGAUAGAUAUUUAUUUCUUCAAUGUCAUCUUGUGUACGUGCAUAAAAGAAAUAUCACUUUGUAUACGUUGAGAUACACAUACGUAUAUAUAUGGUGGGUUGAGAAUCAUGCACGUGAUCAAGUGGCCUGCUGCCAUGAAUUGACUUUUUGUCUCUCGUAUAAUUAGUUAUAUUUUUCAAUUCA
Molecule: messenger RNA, 1962 nt
Organism: Tripterygium wilfordii
Lineage: Eukaryota; Viridiplantae; Streptophyta; Magnoliopsida; Celastrales; Celastraceae
Product: organic cation/carnitine transporter 2-like
Exons: 2
Coding region: 124-1752 (542 amino acids)
Biological process (GO): transmembrane transport
Cellular component (GO): membrane
Molecular function (GO): transmembrane transporter activity
Source: RefSeq, a predicted model, not a curated record